Molecule: messenger RNA, 2149 nt
Organism: Xiphophorus couchianus (Monterrey platyfish)
Lineage: Eukaryota; Metazoa; Chordata; Actinopteri; Cyprinodontiformes; Poeciliidae
Exons: 2
Coding region: 270-908 (212 amino acids)
Source: RefSeq, a predicted model, not a curated record
AACUGGAUAACUGAACCUACACCAAAACGUUGAAGUUUAUGGUUCCAGCUUGCCAAAGAUUGAACUUGGUUGUUACUUUUUGCUUGUGACGCUUUUGUGUUAUGAGUUUUGUUUUUUUGUUUUGUUUGUUUCUGGGGAAACUCAGAGGUCUUGACCUUGCCUGGCCUUUGUUUUCAAUUUUCUUGGAAGUGAUGGAAUUUCUAAAAAGUUUCCCCUCAGCCAGCAACUUCAAUAAUAGAUGAAGCAGCGACAUCAUCCUGACACCCUAUAUGUCCCUCUCUCAGAUUCAGCCAUUCGCCCGGUGGAGCGCCAGCGAGGAGGUGGAAACGCAGAUGAAUAAUUUAAAGUGUAGUUUGACUGAAUUUCUCCCCGCUGGUGCUCCAGCUGCUUUCAGUCCUUCUCGGUGUGAACAGCAGAGAAGACCAGAAAGGGGAAACGCUACCAGUGCUUCUGAUUCCAGGCUUCCAGCGAUGGCACCACUCAAAGUCUUUAGGAUGACUCUAUAUGUCUGCUUCCUCCUCUGCUGCCUCGCACUUCCUCUACAAGGUUUGGAGAUAUUUGACCCGGAGGAGGUGGAAUACAUUCGCUCCAACGCCACUGCAACUGCAGGUGGCUCGGUCACCUUGGACUGCGGCUCCGUUAUGCCCGCCAUCUACAUCUGGGGGUUCACCAAACCGGGAACCGACAACAACGUGGCGGUGGCACACAACUACGGGCAGGGCCCCAAGGUCCAGCUGCAGGCCGGCAGCCUGGGCAGCAUCAAGCUGCGGGAUGAUGCCCCCGCUUUGGUGGUAGAGGACCUGCAGAAGGACGCGGCCGGGAUGUACACCUGCCAGGCUCUGUACGACACAGACGAAGGAGCCAGGAUCACCUUUUACUUCACCCGGCUUGAGGUGGAGGACAAAUAACGAGUUUCCUCAACAUCGACAGUUUUAAAGCAAAACUUGGUCACAUUGUAAAGCUUAAAGAGCCGGCAGGUGAUUAAAGGCGAUGAAGACCCCUUAACUCAAAAAUCAAAGACUACUUGAGCUGUUUGUGGAGGUGGAAAACUAGUUAAAAAAAACAAAAAAAAAAACUUUAUAGACACGUUGCUUGCAGAAGUUCUGCACUUGCGCACAGAGAGCAAAAAGUUGAUUCUUUUACUUGCUGUCCAUAGCCGUGCAUCCACAGUAAAACAAAACCGCUAACUAAAUGAAACCUGUAGAUGAUGGUAUUGUUAAUUUAAUGCUGUGCACCACAGCAAAGAGGAAAAUAAUGCAAAAAAAUCUUUGAAAAAGAACUCAAAACCUCUCAGUAUUCUUCUUUUCUCUCUGUGACGGCUAUGCCAGGCAAACCCGUUGCCAUAGCAACUGACUGACAACAAUCGUGCUAAUGUAUCAGUACUCAAUACCAAAAAACACUCAAACAUUUCCUAGACAAAGAGCAGAUAAUUCAGUUUCUUUCAGUUCUAUGUUUUCAGGCUUGAUGUUUAUUUUGCGGUUUUUAAUAAGUGAUCUCUGAGGUAGAUUAGCCACCGCUGUUGUUAGCUAAGCUAACGCUGCAGUGGUUCAUUAGCUAAUUUAAACACCUGCUCAACUGGUGACCUGUUAGAAAAUUGGUGUUCAUGUUGCCUUUUAAAUUAUGUUUUCUAACUGAAUUGAAACAGAAUUCCACAGCACAUCUAUAUGUUAAAGUUGUCAAAGUCAAGCUAGCAUACCGGAAAUAUUUCUCUCUAACUCGCCUUUGUUUGUAAUUAAAACUUUUUCCUGACCUUAUCUAGUUGUCGUAGUGUUCACCAUUAGUAGCAAAGCACUGCAUCCAUUAUUCUUGCAUAUAUCAUGUGCAUAUGAAAGACUUAGUGCGUCAUGUUGAUAACUUGACAGCUAAAACCAAUGCUAGUCGUUGGCUAGCAGUUUUGACGUGACGCUGCAACAUGUCUGUAGUUGAAUCCGCAGUUAAUUCACAUAAACUGAACAAAGUAGACUCAAAUUUGUUUCAGCUUCAGUUUGGAAAGAUCAUAAAUCGUCUAGAUCAGUGUCCAACUCUGGGAAUCUCCCCAGUGCUGCAUCAAAAGACAAACAAGCACCAAAAAAAUCUUCAAACCAAAACACAAUGAAGACACAUAGCUUCUCUUGAGAUGUUUUUUUUUUACUUGAACUAUCUGAAAAAA